UAGAGAGACUGGGCACAAAAGAGUAUAUAAGCAGGAAUCAACAAUCCUCACACAGAGCAGGGAUCAACAAUCCUCUGGGACUGAAGCUCACAGAACUAGACCUAACAACCCAGAGAAAAACUCCUGUCCAACCAUGAACGGCAAACUCGUGGCUGUCCUGGCUCUUUUCCUGAUCUCAGCAGCUCUGUCUGAAGGUAAGACCCUGGCAAGGAUGGGAACUGAGCUCCGGUGCCAGUGCAUAGCCACUCAUUCCAAGUUCAUUCCCCCGAAAUCCAUUCAAGAUGUGAAGCUGACACAGAGCGGCCCCCACUGCAAGAAUGUUGAAGUCAUAGCAACUCUGAAGGAUGGCAGAGAGGUGUGCUUGGAGCCCACCGCUCCCUGGGUACAGCUGAUUGUAAAGGCAAUCUUGGCCAGGGCUCAACAAAAUUCUGACUCUCCUCUCUAAGAAACACCAGGACAGAAAAAAAUCUGGGAGCUGCUUCUGCUCCUCUGUCAAGGGAAAUAUUGGGAAAAGCAUCAUUCAAGCAGUGGACCAUCUUCCACAUCCUGCAUCAGCAUUAUGAUGUUAUUUAUGGAUGGUUUUAUUUAUUUAUCUAUUUAUUUAAUUGUGUGUAUUUAAGGAAGUCUUUCGCAAUGGUCAGUGUUGUCCAUGGGACACGCUGGCCAUGACACUGAAGGAAAAGUGGCUUGCUGGAGGAGAUUGAGAACCCUUGGCAGCCACUUUAGCCAAACACAUGCAGUGAGGUGCAAUGCACCUGCAGGACCGUUUAUUUACACUAAGCCUGAUAAUUUUGCUACUUCACCAGCAAACUGAUGAAUCCUCCUGCUCCCCUGGAGUGCACCAGUAUGUUGUGUCAACAACAGCUUCCUGAACCCUGUCAGCCUGUGGCCAGACUAUGAGCUGUAAUGUCUAACUUGAAAAACCUAACCUACAGAAUGUGUAAGACUGUAUUUGGUAUUUAUGUAUUGUGAUUUCCAUGGUAUUUAUAAAUGUAUUUAUUUGUUGAGUAGUUUCUAUGUAAGAGAGAAAACAACUAUAAUUUAUUUAAUUUCUACUGGAUUUUUCAUUCCUGCUAUUCAUUUCUGAAGAAAUAUUCACAAUCUCAUUAUUCUGUGCUUGAUUGUAUAUCUAAUUAGCUACUCCAUCAGCUAAUGGAAAAAACUGCGUUUUACAUACACAGAGUUCGAUUGUGAGAGUGUAGCUGUUCCUAUCAAUUUAUUAUUAAAAGUUUUAUAUAAAAAAUC
Corvus hawaiiensis (hawaiian crow) is the source of this 1245-nucleotide messenger RNA. RefSeq names its product interleukin-8. Gene Ontology annotation, molecular function: CXCR chemokine receptor binding; chemokine activity. NCBI's taxonomy places the organism in Eukaryota, Metazoa, Chordata, Aves, Passeriformes, Corvidae. The transcript has 4 exons. The coding region runs from base 134 to 445 and encodes 103 amino acids. The record is from RefSeq and is a predicted model, not a curated record. Gene Ontology annotation, cellular component: extracellular region. Gene Ontology annotation, biological process: chemokine-mediated signaling pathway; cellular response to lipopolysaccharide; inflammatory response.